AUGGUCCAAGAAAACGUGCCUCCUGAUAUAGUGGAAUCGCUAUGCAAACACAUUUUUAAUGCAAUUGGGAGUUUGAUGUUUGCAGUUCCAAGGGUCACUACUUAUUGCUUCGAGGGGAUUUCCACAAUUACUAUGAAAGUCAACUAUCACCAUAUACUUCCAGGAAAAUUAAUAGAAAUCCACCAUUGUCUCACCUCCUCUUGCGUGCAAACUUAUUUUCCACACUUCAACAACUGCAUUAACAACAGAGAAUCGUUGUCUCCUAUUAUGGAAUCUUGGGAAAUCUUACAUAAACGUGAACCAUUGGUGGUAGCAAGAGACAUAGCAACUGCGCCGCUUGACCUUAGCCUGAACACCCCUAGUGGACCGAAAGUAACAUCGCAGAAGCUACUGAUUUACCUAGAAGCGAUAUCAUUUGUUAUUGGCACAAAAGAGAGAGAGAGAGAGAGAGAGAGAGAGAGAGAGUAA
Molecule: messenger RNA, 468 nt
Organism: Pichia kudriavzevii
Lineage: Eukaryota; Fungi; Ascomycota; Pichiomycetes; Pichiales; Pichiaceae
Exons: 1
Coding region: 1-468 (155 amino acids)
Source: RefSeq, a predicted model, not a curated record